Gamsiella multidivaricata is the source of this 3678-nucleotide messenger RNA. RefSeq lists its product as uncharacterized. Gene Ontology annotation, molecular function: protein binding. NCBI's taxonomy places the organism in Eukaryota, Fungi, Mortierellomycota, Mortierellomycetes, Mortierellales, Mortierellaceae. Gene Ontology annotation, cellular component: cytoplasm. The record is from RefSeq and is a predicted model, not a curated record. Bases 1 to 3678 code for a protein of 1225 amino acids. The transcript is spliced from 22 exons.
AUGGCUUCGGCAUCCCUGUCCAUACCAAUCGCCUUUUGGACUAGGAACAUAUCGGCCGCAACCAUAUCUUCGACACUCGCGCGUGGAGACUAUGUGGUUUCUGGUCUCGAAGACGGCCUUAUUUGGGUCUUCAAAGCGGCUUGUGGUCCGUCUGACACGUCCUCGACCCCGCACACUUCUGCCAAUUUAGUCAUGCUGGAACCCUACACGUUACUUAUAGGGCACAGCUGUCGCAUAACGGCACUCGAGGCUAUGCUCGUGGAAGGCGACAACAAUUCGACAAGCGAGUGGAUUCUCAUAAGCGCUUCUGAAGACGGGGAAGUCAAGAAGUGGAACCUGGCAGAUGGUCGCUGCCUGCAGUCUAACUCAAACGCAUUCAUCGGCGUUCCGGAAUACCUUGGCGUGUUCUUUUCUGUGGGAAAGUCAGGAUCAGGUCCCAAGUUUAUUGUUUGCGCCGGUGCCUCGAACGAGGCCUGUAUUCUGGAUUCAACUUCAUUGGAGGUUGUCCGAGUUUGGGGCGGGCACUUGGAUUGGGUUUAUUGCACGUCCUUACUAGGAGAUGACCAACAUCAGAGUAGAAUUCUCUCAGUGUCGGCUGACUGCAAGCUAUCUAUGUGGAUCUUUGACACCUCCAGCCUAGCAGUCGUCAAGUCUAAGGUUUACGAUAUUUGUACAGAUACACACGAUAGCAUUGUAUCGCUCGUCGCCUGUCGAUAUAACGCUUCAUGGGUCGUGUUGGUCACGAGAAGUUCUGCACAGAUCGUUUGCAUACAAGCUCAAAGGAAAACAUGUUAUGUGAUUCCAUGUCCCGAGAAUGAGUCGCUAGCGGGUGCGGAAUUUAUUUGUGCAGGCAAUGUUGUUGUAUGGACGCAGUCGGGUCGCGUCUUAAUGUAUUCCAUUGCGGAAUUUGACCAAAAGGGCGAUCACUCUUCAGCAGAUGAUUCAUCGAGCUCCGUUCUAGAACCAAGUGCCAAAACAUUGGCGUCCACCGAUCCAGUACAAGUCUGUGAUAUGCAAUUCUGCUCAGGAUAUCUCCCUCAUUUGCUUGUCUUCGAAAACAAGGCGAGAUCAUAUCUCUUGAGCCUUCGAAAUGGACGCAAAGACAUCAAUUACACGAGUGUCAAGUUGGGAGACUUGAACUCAAGACAUCCUCACGUCCAAGACUAUGAUAUACAGAAGGCAUGCAUUCAAUGGAGUGCCACCGGUGAUGACACCUUUCCGACGCCCAUUGUGACUUAUUCAGUGAUGCUCAACGACACUCUGGUCGCAUUGGGCUGUAAUUCCGGAGAUAUUUGGGUGACGACCAUCGACGAGGCGCUGUCACUGCUAUCUACAGGAUUUGCUUCUGAGCCAUCGAAGGAGACACAGAUUUUGAGAGGACAUAUUGGCUCAAUCACUACUAUUUUUACUUCAGACGACUUGAUGCAACGGUCUUUCUUACUUACUGGAGGCAGUGAUUGCUCUGCAAGGAUAUGGAAUAUCGGGUCCAGUACCGAGGUCGCGUGUUUUAACAACCAUAGCCGACCGGUAGCCCACUUCCUGCAAGUCCCAGAGGAGGUGAACUCUAGAAUCAGGAGAAGCGUGGUAUCGAUUGCGGAGGAUCAGUCUGUUGCCAUUAUCUCGAUAGAGGAGAUGAGCUGUAUCUACCUCUUUGGUGGCUAUGAACACAAUCUGUUAUCUCUUCAGUGGAGACCCUCGGAAGAUUACAUUGUGUUGUCGCACGCCGAUGGAACGGCCUUUGUGUGGCAGAUGCAAACUGGACAUUUAGACCGGAUCGUUAGAGGAGAAACGGCACGCGAACUUAUGAUGGAUGCCCGCUGGGGCGUUUGUGAGGUGUCCCACGUUCGGCCUCACUCGUCCAAACUGGCGUUCGACUGCACGAUCGUGCCUCUGUCUAGCUCUGUGGGUGUUCAGACAAUCUUGGUCAACUUAAAGCACAUCCUCAGUGUGCUAUCGCAGGCCCGUCCUGGAGAUCAGCAACUGGACCAGCCUACAGUCUCGGAGGCCGGCAACGUUUCCCAGCGCCAGAGAAUACUCAAUGGGCAAUCCAAGACAUCUUCUAAAGUAAGACCGGUCUUUAAUGACCAACCAUCACCUCUGCCGGACAAAGUGAAGCAAUGCUUGAAAGCUGCCAAGGCCAUUUUGAGUCUCCUCAUCACGGAAGACGAUGCUCAUGCAAUCUCGAUAAGGAAUUUGCUUGGUUUGUCGCAACCAGUUCGAUCUAUCGCGCUGGGAAUGAGAGGUGCCUACGGAAACAUCUCUUUACAGGCACCACCUAAAAAUGCGAAUAUGAGCGAAUCGUGGUCAGUAUCUCCUACUCUGACAGCCUCCAAACUCAUCGCCAUUUUGGCCUUGAGUAAGGUUAUUGCCGCGGUACAGAAUCUGGAUGUCGAUAUGGAUACUUGGUCUCGAGGAUACUGCUGCGCCGUCCAGGAUACUGCUGGGUCAAAUUUUUGUCCGCCUUCCCUCUCAUAUCUCGCCAAGUAUUGGCAGGACCCUCAAGGCGAGUUUUUCGAAGUCCAAGAGGCGACCAAGAUCAUUAUGCUCUCCGCUAUUGGGCGAAUUUCCAAAACAGAAGUCGCUUCCCUCGUCAAGUAUUGGUCAGCAUUCUUACCUGCCGCUGCCUUGCCAGAUACGUGUUCCAGUCAGUUUAUGGCGCGCUCAGCCAUCAUUCUCGGGAUUCUUGGUGCCGAAAACCCGGAAGCGUUACAGGAAAGAGUCAAAAAAUUGGUUGCUCUGUCGCUCACAAUACUCCUAAAUGAUGACUCGCGUGUGUCUUAUAAGAUUGCUUCGAUCGACUUACUUGCCCAAGGGUUUGCAACAUGGCAACCCUUCAUACGUGCGGACGCGGUGCUCAAUACACUCUUUGGCAUGGCGAUGGACACUCUGCCUGGCAACCCCCUGGUUUGUCGCAGGGCACGUAGGGCCAUAGCCCAGAUCGCGAUAAUCAACCCGGCUCUUUUUGUCGCGACACUGACACAGGAGAUCGUAGAUGCCAAGAAGCCAGCAGAUCGGAUUGGCCUACUCAAAUUAAUCUCCAUAUUCUCUCGCAAGAAUCCCGCUGUGCUUUACCACGGUAUACCCAGGAUAGCGGAAGCCAUUGUGAAGUCGCUCGACCCAGUGGUGCCUCAAGUCAGGGACCUGUCAUUGCCCGUUGCAACGUCAGUCAUGAUGGACCUAGUGCAAUCAUUCCCGCAGCUAGAUUUCCAUAUUGGUUCGCAAAAGCUAGCAGUCGGAACGCCAGAAGGGGCUAUCAUCGUCUACGAUUUGCAGACCGCAACUCGCUGGCAGAUCCUCGAGGGCCACAGCAAGGCUGUAUCUGCAGUUUCGUUUUCCCGCGAUGGCAAAACCAUUGUAUCCUGCUCUAUCCGGGAGGGCACUGUCCGAUUUUGGCAUCCCAACCCUGGAUUCUUUGGCAUGCUUAUAGGCGGGAACAGUCUGUGGGGAAGCUCGAAAUCGAUUUCCUCUUCUUCUAACCAAGGACACUCCCAAAGCCACCACGGCAACAUUCCAUCGCUGUCAUCACAGCAUUCGAGUCGCACUUUCGACUUUGCUCUUCAAAACUCUAUCGUCACAGGGUCCGAGGAAUCCAUGAUAGGCCAUAUUCGCUUCGAAUGGACUGGUGAUCGGGUCGUCAAGCUGACUGUAUACGAUCACAUCAUGUCGUUCAACAUUUAA